Messenger RNA from Paramecium tetraurelia, 804 nucleotides. RefSeq lists its product as uncharacterized. The record is from RefSeq and is a predicted model, not a curated record. Gene Ontology annotation, molecular function: guanyl-nucleotide exchange factor activity. NCBI's taxonomy places the organism in Eukaryota, Ciliophora, Oligohymenophorea, Peniculida, Parameciidae. The transcript has 4 exons. Gene Ontology annotation, cellular component: recycling endosome.
AUGAAUGUUGAAUUAUAAGAAGUGUUAGAAGAGUUAACUCUUACAAACAUGAUUCAAUUUGAUGACUUAAGAGACAUUGGAUAAUUUUAGGAAGCCAAUAUUUUUGCAGCAUUACCACAUGCUAUGUUAGUUCAUUUACCAAAGCUAUGGGAACUUAUUGUCACAAAUCAAUAAUUUAUGGUUAUAGCAGAUUCACCUUAUCAGUGCAGUGAAAUUAUACUUGGAAUGAUUAGCUUAAUUUCACCUAUGAAGUAUAGUGGGGAUUACAGACCAUAUUUCACUAUUUAUGAUAAGGAAUUUCAAUAAAUCAAUUAGGAACUUGAAAAUUCAAUAGUUCGAAAUAUCAUUAUAGGAGUAACCAAUCCUUUCUUUCUGAAAGCUUUCAAAAAAUUUCCAAUUAUUAUUAGAUGUGAUUCAUAAGCAUAAUAGAUCAGAUUAUUAACAUAAGGCAAUAAAGAAUUUUGUUUGCUAGAUGACAAACAAACUUUGAAAAUGAUGAUCCCAAUAAAAAAUGAAGAAACAAAAACAAUUAAUAAUUCAUUAAUAAAAAAGAUUUAUCGAAAUAUGUCUUUAGAAUUCAUUGGACUUUUUGAAAUGUAUUUUGCAUCUUAAUAAAAUUAAGUAAAAAAAUUCGAUGAGAAAGAGUUUUUAGAAUUUACCAAAAACUGCAAAGUCUCAUUUUAGGAUUUGUUUGAAAAUAAACAAAAAUUUGUGAAGCUGUAUCAAACAUUUAUUAGAAGUUCCAAUUUUUUAACAUAUUUGAAUGAUCGCAAAAAUGUGUAUAUAGCGAAAAGCAUUAUUUGA